Nothoprocta perdicaria is the source of this 2267-nucleotide messenger RNA. RefSeq names its product thioredoxin interacting protein (gene TXNIP). The transcript is spliced from 8 exons. Gene Ontology annotation, biological process: protein transport. Lineage: Eukaryota; Metazoa; Chordata; Aves; Tinamiformes; Tinamidae. Gene Ontology annotation, molecular function: ubiquitin protein ligase binding. The record is from RefSeq and is a predicted model, not a curated record. Gene Ontology annotation, cellular component: cytoplasm. The coding region runs from base 194 to 1366 and encodes 390 amino acids.
CGGGCAGGCACUGGGUCCCUCAGCUCGUAGCGAGGGAAGAGUCGAGCUUUGGUCCAACUUCUGACUGAAAAUCGACCUUUCCGAGCUAUUUUUUCCCUCAAUUGUUGMCGUUGAGGGGAAAAAAAGCACCAUAACUGCCCAGCGCAGCUCCCUUCUGCCUCCUGAGGAGCCUCCCCCAAGCUUCACCUCAGCCAUGGUGAUGUUCAAGAAGGUCAAGACCUUCCUCGUGGCCCUCAGCGAGCCCGAGAAGGUUUACUGCAGCGGGGAGAAGGUGGCAGGGCAUGUGGUGGUGGAGGUGGCCGAGGUGACGCGCGUCAGCGCCGUCAAGGUGCUGGCCUGCGGCAUGGCCAGAGUCAACUGGGCCAAGGGCCCGCAGCAGUGCAAGCAGGAGAUGGAGUACCUGCGCUUCGAGGAUGUCCUGGCCCUGGAGGAGCAGCCCACGGAUGGAGAUGGCUCUGUAAUCCUGAGACCUGGAAACAAAUAUGAAUACAAAUUUGGAUUCGAGCUUCCCCAAGGGCCCCUGGGCACCACCUUCAAGGGGAAGUACGGCUGCGUGGACUACUGGGUGAAGGCCUUCCUGGAACGCCCGUCCUUUCCCACGCAGGAGACCAAGCAGCGCUUCGAGGUUAUGGAUCCCGUUGAUGUGAACACGCCAGAACUCCUGUCUCCAGUUGCUGCCAAGAAGGAGAAGAAGGUGUCCUGUAUGUUCAUUCCCGAUGGCCACGUCUCAGUCAGUGCUCAGAUCGACAGAAAAGGCUUUUGUGAAGGUGAUGAGAUCUGCAUCAAUGCCGACUUCGAGAACACUUGCUCGCGCAUCGUGGUGCCCAAGGCGGCCAUCAUCGCCAAGCACACGUACCUGGCCAACGGGCAGACCAAGGUGUUCACCCAGAAACUCUCCUGCGUCCGAGGCAACCACAUCAUCUCGGGCAUGUCCGAGUCCUGGCGGGGCAAGACCAUCCGUGUCAAGAAGCUCAAGCCGUCUAUCUUGGGCUGCAACAUCCUGCGCGUGGAGUAUUUCCUGCAGAUCUACGUCAGCGUGCCAGGCUCCAAGAAGAUCAUCCUCGAGCUGCCCCUUGUCAUCGGCAGCCGCUCGGGCAUCGGCAGCCGCAGCUCCAGCAUGGCCAGUCAGACCAGCUCCGAAAUGAGCUGGGUGGACCUGAACCUCCCCGAUGCUCCGGAAGCGCCUCCUUGUUACUUGGACAUUGUCCCUGAAGACCAUCGCCUGGAGAGCCCCACCACUCCCCUCCUCGAUGACCCCGACGGCUUUGACAGCCCCAUCUUCAUGUACGCCCCGGAGUUCAAGUUCAUGCCACCACCAACCUACACAGAGGUGGAUCCCUGCAACGCUAACAACAAUGUGCAGUGAGGGCCAAGCAAAAAGUUACUCUCCCACUUUUUCUGGACUCUAGAUCUGCAAGGAUCCCAGUGCAGCAGCRGCCCGGAGCGCGGCUCCCUGGAGGAGCCCUGCUGCAGGAGGGAAUGGCCCCGCAAAGGGCCCUUCACCGGAGCCCGCGGGGAGGCUCCGCGCGGCCGGCGGGGAGGAGGUGACGUGUGUGGCUGUUCCCUCGGGGGCCGCCUGCCCUGCGUGGGCUCGGCGGGGUUUAGGGCCUUGCCUACAGCCAUAGUCUUCCAAAAAAAAAAAGAGAAAAGCCCCAAACCCCACAAAACAAAGGUGCUCAUGUGGAAACUGGCGGAAAAUCCUUGUGUGGAGCAGGGGAAGGUGUCAACGUGUCCGUAACGAUCCCGUAAGAGAGGUAAAGUCCAGCCUAAAAAGACUCGAGGAGCUGUUGGAGUGACACAAGUUGCGUCGCGCUGCCUCUGCUCCGACACUGUCCUCCAAGGCAGGCGCGCGGCUCCGUGCGCGUUCGCUCCGUGUCUGUAACGCGCAAAGAUUGUAACUCGUUCCUCUGCUGGGGCGGUCUUGGUUAAGCACUCGACUCGGAGCUUCCAUGCGCCUUGAGAUCCCGGCGGGAGCGGCUGCCUGGGCCCUGAUCAUGCUCAUCCCGUUCCAUUUGCUGCUUUGGUGGCGAACUUGGAAGCUGGGCUCCAUGGUUGGGUCCACCCGUGUUGAUGGGGUCCAUCUGCGUGGUGCUUGUCCCGAGCUGGUGGUACUGGUGAGGGACAAGCCCGCUUUCCUGCCAGUCCCAACUUCAUCUCGUGCUACCGCGUUAUCCGACAUGGGCCUCGUGCACCCGYGAGCCGCCCGGAGCCCAAAGCCAUCACCUGGGGACAGCUCCCGCGAGGGGCACCGGAGCAGCCCCCCUGCU